UGUAAACAAAAUGGAGGACUUUUGGAGACAAUAACAUUUACUUGACACAAAAACAUGUAAAGUUUCAGGAUUUUGUUAAUAUUAUGGCAUUUAACUCUCAUUUCAAACCAUUUUUUGAUCCUAAAAAUGAAAAAACACAGCGAAACAUCGUUGGAACAAUCAGCUCCACGAAGUCGAAUGACGAGACGAGUGCGAUUCAACAGCAGAGGGCACCUGUUACAGUAUCAAAAUGGAUUGUACAGUACAAAAUACGGUGAGGAGAAUCCACAGCUCUGCCCAGGACGAAUUUUUGCCCUCAGUGCUCUUAGAGACAAUAAAUGCCAGGAAAAUUGGGGGCCAUAUGUGCAUAAACAAGGUGAUCUUUUUUAUCUGGAUGUGAAACAAGACAACAAAAGCAAGUAUCAGCAAAGAGGGCAUGUAUCCGAUUGGUCCUCCAAUCACCAUGUGGAGCAGUCACUGAAUUCUGGGAACUCAUACACACACAGUGGGGAUCACAGUCAUCUGGAAAAUAACAAUCAGCCUCUAUAUACCAAGAGCUCUGCUGCAGAGACAAAGUAUAAUAAGAAUGAGGUACAGGUGUCAGGAAGUGGUUACAAACAUUUUAAACCUAAAAUUUUGUUUAGUGAUCAGAACAUGUUAAAAGAAAAUGAUUUUAAUUCUGAAAAUUGUGUCGAAAGUGAUACUCACAAAAAGCUAGGUAAUGGACAGAUCCUUAGUUCUUCCUGCCCUCCAAGUGAGGAUAAAAUCAAGCAUGUUUAUUUGGUGCCAAACAUAAGAAACUGUUGUUCAAGUGAUAAAUCUGGAAUCAUUCUUUGUGAAAAGCUUUUUGGGAUUGUGUUAUGCCAGUAUAACCAAAGGACUCCUCAACAUAUGCUUAAUGGUAGCACAUUAGAAAAGCUGGCCAGAGAAAGGAAAAUCAUUGUACAAGAUGUCUUACAGGCCAGUCCUGCCAAACAAUCGGCUCAAAUUUUUAGAGGAGAUAUGUUGGUGUGUUUAAAUGACAUUGAAUUAACAUGGGUAAACUUGGAUGAAAUUUUCAGAUCAAUCACCAAUAGACCAGUAAAGCUAACCUUCCAACUUCCUGUGGUUAUUGGGCCAGAUAAAAACCCACCACCUUCACGCGUCCCUCCACCUCUACCUCCCAAAACAUACCCCCACAAAGUCAGCACCUGUACAGUGGUCCCCACAUCCCCACACCAACCACCAAAGAAACAGCGUCCCCAGCUGGGGGAUAACAUCCUCCAAUUAGUGUCCGGUGAAGAUAAGUCCAGACUUGUCUUAUUUCUGAAGAACAUAAUGUGUGCUGUUAUGUACUUGACUUUAGACUCCCCUGAACCAGAGGAGUCAUCAGAAAACACAAAAGAAGACAUUGUGUAUCAGUUUCCUUGUGACCUUGAGAACAAACUUGUUGAUGUCAGAGGGUUAUUUUUGACAUUGUGUGGAACCGUCCCAGACAUCACUGGCAAUAAUGUUAAAUGUUGUACCAUUAGUCACAAAGGGCAGACAAUCCAUGUAGUGUUCAUACGAGAAGGCCAGGACUUGUUCUUGAUGGGCUUUCCCCAAUCCAGAGUUCCUCUGGCAUUCUGUGAGGUUGUUAUGAAGGAAAUGCAUAGACUCCUUAAGGUUUUAUUUGGUUCCGUGGUCAGUGCUUUUCGGUCUCCAAAGUUUCGUGUCCAGCUGGAUCAGCUGUUUUCUCUAACUCUCCACACAGUACUUCUGAAUCCAGACAUAAUCCAACAUGGAACAAACUCCAGUAUUCCAGCCCAAGUCUUCUUUGAAUCAAUAACAGGAGCUCAGAGGCUCAUCCUUACUCAGGAAAAUAUGUUACUCUGUGAUGAAAUAUUGAGUGAAUUCGAAGCUGCUGACUUUGAUGAGUUUAUGGAAGAGGAAGAUCUGUUUGAAAGGAGAACAUUUACUGUGUUAGGGACCUGUCUAUACUAUAAGGAAUAUCUCCUGUGUAACCACCUACCAGUCUCUGAUUUCCAAGAUGUCCACCUCUUUGUUAAAUAUCACAGCCUGCUUCAGCUAAUGGGCAGAAAGAGUGUGGAAGAUCUGGUAAUUUGGAGGGAAAUGUUUCCUACCCGUCGAUGUCACUGUAGGGAGGCCCCACCCCCAGGGUAUACAGAGCCCACAGGGCACUGGUUUCUGCUACUUGUGGGAAUGAAACAUUUUUUAUUGGGUACCUUGCUUGAGAUGGGAGGUUGCACAAAGACACGGAAUAUUCCACUGUCUCCUGAUCCAUUCUAUGUGAGUCAAGCUAAGGCCACUCUACUGCAGUUUGAGACCGAUGAUGUUGCGAUGGCUCAGUGCUGUGAGAAAAGAUUGACAGCAGAAUCCAGUGGUCCUACUUUGGUCAGUGCCGAUUCUAUGUUACUUGGUAUCAAAUCAAAGAAGGAAGAUGGGUCAUUUAUCAGUCCUGCCAAAGUGCAGGAAUCUCCCAAGAGCCCUACCAUUCUGUCCCCCACUUACACUCUCCUCUUUAAGUGGCCACUUUCUCCAAAUAAUGACACCAACACUGGGUUGACAGAGGAAUCCUCAGAUCAAUACAGGGGUGGAUCCAAUAGUGACGUUUCCACUCCUAUAAUGAAACGCCAUGGAAGUCGUUUAUCAUAUGGUUCCAAUGAUUCUGCAGGAAGUGGGAGUAGCUCUGGGCCACACAACAAGGGAAAAUUGGGCAGCAAAUCUGGUUCAGUCUUUGAUGUCAAUAGUAAUAACAGUGCAAUUCAUCCAGAACCAUACAAAGUAAUCAGAGUAACCAGAGGUUGCCAGAACACGUUGUUUCAUGCUGUUCAGUUUGACAGUGUGGAGGGUGUGUUUAUCUCCCCUACCCCACAGGCUAUGGCUGUCUCCCAGGGACAUCUUCAUGGUCAGGUUCUCUUCAACUUCUACAAGAGUUGUCUGCAAAUACGCAAUUCAUUUCACAGCAACCUUCCUCAACAGGCCAAACUGAAUCCACGGAACUUGAAGUGGGGAGUGAACUCAAUGUGUCUCCAGGAGCAGGGAUUGCUGUUUAGUUAUGUGCAGCCUCAGGAAAACAAAAAAACACCAAUAACUCUAACAUACUGGGUAGUGGGACGAAUAUUACAACAGGACAAGGAGCUGUACGUGUGUUUCCAUGAAUCUAUUCCUCAGUCCACUGUUGAGCUGGCCUUCAGGGUGGGGUUUGGUACAUGAAUCUAUUCCUCAGUCCACUUUUGAGCUGGACUUCAGGGUGGGAUUUGGUACAUGAAUCUAUUUCCCAGUCCACUGUUGAGCUGGUCUUCAGGGUGGGGUUUGGUACAUGAAUCUAUUCCUCAAUCCACUGUUGAGCUGGCCUUCAGGGUGGGGUUUGGUACACGAAUGUAUUCCUCAGUCCACUGUUGAGCUGGCCUUCAGGGUGGGGUUUGGUACAUGAAUCUAUUCCUCAGUCCACUGUUGAGCUGGCUUUCAGGAUGGGAUUUGGUAAAUGACAGCCUGACAUGUGUGCCAUAUAGUUUUUUUAAUGAUUACCCAGUGAAAAAAAAUACAGGAUUUAGUUUGCAUGACUGAAAAUUCCUCUUGCCACAAGGAAGUAGUUAGUUGUGGGAUAAAUACACCAUUCAAGGCUACUCACAGCAGUUAUAACUACACAAAUUGUUCAGAACAUUUAUAUAUUUCAUAUAUAGGUCUUUCAGAGUGUGAGAUUAUGUACAUUUUAACAUGGAAUAUAAAGAAUCCAUCAACAGGUUAACAGACACAAUCUUUAUUUUUUUUUCUGUGAUACACUUUAAGUCUGUGGUAACCGUGAAUGAUAUUUGUUAUAUUUUAUUUUUUUGAUAGGUACAAACAAAUUUGUGGUGCUACAUUUCACAAAGAUCAUUUCCAAUUUUUUUUUACUGUUUACUUUUUAUUAUAUGUGUUUUUGCCUUUUAAAAAUCCAAUUAAAUG
Messenger RNA from Saccostrea echinata, 3906 nucleotides. Its product is annotated as protein inturned-like. The coding region runs from base 127 to 3174 and encodes 1015 amino acids. Gene Ontology annotation, biological process: nervous system development; cilium assembly; establishment of planar polarity. Gene Ontology annotation, cellular component: cilium; cytoplasm. The record is from RefSeq and is a predicted model, not a curated record. Gene Ontology annotation, molecular function: protein binding. The transcript has 19 exons. NCBI's taxonomy places the organism in Eukaryota, Metazoa, Mollusca, Bivalvia, Ostreida, Ostreidae.